AUGUCCGAUACGAAGAUCCAAGUGCAGGAUACCGAUGCGGAGAUCGCUGCGGACCCGACGUUCGGGGUUGAUGAGAAGAAACUCUUGCGCAAACUGGACUUGCAUAUCAUCCCUCUUGUGAUGCUUCUUUGUUAUGUGAACAUCGGAAAUGCGCGUCUCUAUAGUAUGGAGAAAGACCUCGGGUUGGUGGGGAAUCAGUUUCAAGUAGCUGUCUCUAUCUUCUACGUCACAUACCUGUUGUUUGAGGUCCCGUCAAACUUGGUACUCAAGCCUCUGACCCCCUCACGAUAUAUCUCCUUCGUCGCAAUCGGCUGGGGUAUCAUAGCCAUGUGCACCGGUUUCGUCCACAACUACGGCGCACUCAUUGCUAUACGCCUAAUCUUAGGAGUUGUCGAAGCUGGUCUCUUUCCAGGGCUUAAUGUGUACCUGACUUUCUUCUACACGAAGCAGGAACUCGCUUUGAGAGUUGGCUACCUCUUCGUCAGUGCCGCCAUUUCUGGUGCGUUAGGCGGUUUGCUGGCUUAUGGCAUUGGUCAGAUGGCGGGCGUCGCCGGGUAUAGUGGAUGGAGAUGGAUUUUUAUAAUCGAGGGGCUCCCUAGUAUCUUGAUAGGCGUUGCGGCUUUCUUCCUUCUCCCUAACGAUAUCGAGCAUGCCUAUUUUUUGACACCCGAGGAGAAGAAAUUCGCUGCGGCGAGACAUCUGCGCCAUUAUGGAUUCACGGAAAGCGCGCUGAAAUUUAGCAAGAACGACAUGAUGGCCGCAUUUAAGGACUGGAAGAUCUGGUUGUUCUGCCUUGGACAAUUUGGUGUUGAUACCAUGCUGUACGGAUACUCAACAUUCUUGCCAACGAUUAUUCGCGGUCUGGGAGAAUGGUCGACAGCAGAGAUCCAGCUUCUCACUAUUCCAUGUUACUUCGUUGGGGCCGUGACUUAUAUGGGAAUUGCAUUCCUAUCUGAUCGCAUGCAGAUGCGCGGCAUUUUUUGUGUUAUUUUUGGCGCUGUCAGCGUAGUUGGAUAUGGUGUGCUACUUUCAGAUUCAUCGGCAGGCGUACACUAUUUUGGUUGUUUCCUCGUCGCCACCGGACUCUACGUUAUUGUUGGCCUUCCGUUAGCUUGGUUACCAAAUAACACACCACGGUACGGCAAACGCACGACGGGUAACGGCAUGCAACUCACAUCUGGCAACACUGCAGGGAUCAUGUCAUCAUUCAUCUAUCCUAGUACGGCUGGACCGCGUUAUAUUACGGGGAAUGCUGUUUCUCUGUCUCUUGUAGGGAUGUCUACCUGCUUAUUUGGCUUCUUGUGGUUUUGGUUUGCUCGCGAAAAUAGAAAACGAGACGAGGGUCACAUUAAAUCUAUUCAUGAGGGUUUAUCGGAAGAUGAACUUGCUGAGCUUGGAGAUGAAAGCCCGAGAUUUAAUUCUAUGAGCAUCUACAGUUUCUUGAUCGCAGUCCGUUCCGAUGGCCAACAACUCACGAACGAGUCCGGUGACACAACAUCUCAUCUCAUGGGAAUGUUUUAUCGUACCUUACGGAUAGUCGACAAUGGCAUUAAGCCUCUCUACGUGUUCGAUGGUGCACCGCCCAAAUUGAAGUCAGGUGAAUUGGCUCGUCGUUUCCAGCGAAAAGCAGAGGCCAAGGAGGGACUCGAAGAGGCCAAAGAGACAGGAACAGCCGAAGAUAUUGAGAAGUUCUCUCGCCGAACUGUCCGAGUUACGAAAGAGCACAAUGCCGAAUGCCAGCAAUUGUUGAAAUUGAUGGGCAUCCCCUACAUCAUUGCCCCGACCGAAGCAGAAGCGCAAUGCGCCGCCCUCGCCAGAGCCGGGAAAGUCUUCGCAGCAGCUAGUGAGGAUAUGGAUACUCUAUGCUUUGAUGCUCCAGUUUUAUUACGCCACUUGACCUUCAGCGAGCAGAGAAAGGAGCCUAUUCAAGAGAUCCACGUGGAUAAGGUCCUCGAGGGAUUGAACAUGGAUCGUAAUCAGUUCGUUGACCUCUGCAUCUUGCUCGGCUGCGAUUACCUCGACCCCAUUCCAAAAGUCGGCCCUACCACUGCCCUGAAGUUAAUCCGACAAUACGGCACACUUGAAAAGGUUGUCGAAUACAUUAAGGGCGACUCCAAGUAUACGCUACCCGAGGACUGGCCUUUUGAAGAUGCUCGAGCUUUAUUCUUCGAGCCCGACGUUCGCAAGGCAGAUGAUCCGCUUUGCGACUUCAAGUGGGAAAAGCCAGAUAUCGAGGGACUUGUCAAGUUCUUAGCGAUCGACAAGGGUUUCAACGAGGACAGAGUCCGUGCUGGCGGUGCAAGAUUGGAGAAGGCCACCAAGAGCUCUCAGCAAGCCCGAUUGGAAGGCUUUUUCAAGGUUAUCCCGAAGACAGAUCAAGAGAAGGCUACACACAAGCGCAAGCUAGAAGAGCAGAAUGAGGCUAAGCGGAAGAAGGCGAAGGAGGACAAGAAGGAGAAGGCCAAGGCUAAGGCGAAGCCCCGUGGAACGGCAUAA
This is a messenger RNA of Annulohypoxylon maeteangense, 2496 nucleotides long. Its product is annotated as DNA-repair protein rad2. Gene Ontology annotation, cellular component: membrane. The transcript is spliced from 9 exons. The coding region runs from base 1 to 2496 and encodes 831 amino acids. Lineage: Eukaryota; Fungi; Ascomycota; Sordariomycetes; Xylariales; Hypoxylaceae. The record is from RefSeq and is a predicted model, not a curated record. Gene Ontology annotation, biological process: transmembrane transport. Gene Ontology annotation, molecular function: nuclease activity; transmembrane transporter activity; DNA binding.